UCAAUUCUUCACACAACAAUAUCUCCCAACUCACUCUCAAACAGAACAAAAAAUGGCUACCCAAAUAUCGAUUGCAAAAAACACUCUCAUCCUUUUUCUCUUCACCUUAACCAUCCUAACAACAAAAACCGCGUUCUCGCAGAACUGCGGUACAACAGGAUGUGCGAGGAACCUAUGCUGCAGUAGAUAUGGAUACUGUGGCACCACAGCCGCUUACUGUGGCACAGGAUGCAGAAGCGGACCUUGCAGCUCCCAAAACGGUGGCGGUGGCGGUGGAGGUCUAAACGCUGACCCUCGUGAUACAAUUGCAAAUGUUGUCACACCAGCAGUUUUUGAUGGUAUCAUGAGCAAAGCAGGAAACGGCUGCCCAGCAAAAGGAUUCUACACUCGUCAGGCUUUCAUCUCGGCUGCUCAAUCGUUCCCGGCCUAUCGAGGAACCGUCGCUAAGCGUGAAAUCGCCGCCAUGUUGGCUCAGUUCUCACACGAAUCUGGAAGUUUUUGUUACAAAGAAGAAAUAGCAAGAGGAAGGUACUGCCAAGCUAGCUCAGUCUACCCUUGUCAAUCGGGAAAGAACUACUACGGUCGUGGUCCUAUCCAAAUCACAUGGAACUACAACUACGGUGCAGCCGGAAAGUUCCUUGGACUCCCUCUAUUGACUGAUCCAGAUAUGGUUGCUCGUAAUCCUGAUGUGGCCUUUAAGUGUGCCAUGUGGUUCUGGAACCAAAAUGUCCGUCCGGUCUUGGACCAAGGCUUUGGAGCCACCAUAAGGAAGAUUAAUGGUGGGGAGUGCAACGGUGGGCGUCCGGCAGCGGUGCAAAGCAGAGUUAAUCUCUACUUGGAGUUCUGUAGGCUGUUUGGGAUCACUCCUGGAACAAGUCUUAGUUGUUAAAGAUAAUAAAUGUGGUUAAUAUGGCAGCCUUCAUGCUAUGAUGUUGGUCUUGCGCGUGUGAGUUAAUAAGUAAUGGUGUGUGAAUAAAAGGUUAUGUGGUGUAACCUAAUGAAUGUAUCAUACUAUCAUGUGUUGUUUGUAUCAGUUGUCAUAAAAUAAAGAAUCUAUAAUAAACACUGUUGUGAUU
This is a messenger RNA of Raphanus sativus (radish), 1076 nucleotides long. Its product is annotated as endochitinase At2g43620. The transcript has 2 exons. Gene Ontology annotation, biological process: chitin catabolic process; carbohydrate metabolic process; cell wall macromolecule catabolic process. NCBI's taxonomy places the organism in Eukaryota, Viridiplantae, Streptophyta, Magnoliopsida, Brassicales, Brassicaceae. Gene Ontology annotation, molecular function: chitin binding; chitinase activity. Bases 53 to 889 code for a protein of 278 amino acids. The record is from RefSeq and is a predicted model, not a curated record.